Molecule: messenger RNA, 429 nt
Organism: Lodderomyces jiufengensis
Lineage: Eukaryota; Fungi; Ascomycota; Pichiomycetes; Serinales; Debaryomycetaceae
Exons: 1
Coding region: 1-429 (142 amino acids)
Cellular component (GO): endomembrane system; membrane
Source: RefSeq, a predicted model, not a curated record
AUGGCAUUUGGUGAUAAAAAGAAAGAACCUACAGAAAUAUAUUUACAAAAUGAAAAAAUAAAUAUAACUACUCUUCCAAAAAUUACAACAAAAGAACUACUGAAAUAUAAUGGAGUUGACAUACCAAAAUAUUACGUAGGUAUCAAAAAAAUCAUAUAUGAUGUUACAUCAAAUUCAAAUAGCUAUAAACCAGGUAAAGGAUAUAAUGUUUUUGUUGGUAAAGAUGCAAGUAGAUUACUUGGAACAAGCUCAUUAAAAUUAAAACCAAAUGAUCAAGGUCAAACAUUUGAAAGUUGGGAUUAUAGUGAUUUUAACGAUAAAGAAAUGAAAGUUUUAAAUGAUUGGGUUGAAUUUUUUAAAAUGAGAUAUCCAAUUGUUGGAAUUGUUGAUGAUGGUGAAAUAAAAGAAGAAGUAGAAGAGAGUAUAUGA